Molecule: messenger RNA, 1327 nt
Organism: Contarinia nasturtii (swede midge)
Lineage: Eukaryota; Metazoa; Arthropoda; Insecta; Diptera; Cecidomyiidae
Gene: Nubpl
Product: iron-sulfur protein NUBPL
Exons: 5
Coding region: 283-1158 (291 amino acids)
Biological process (GO): iron-sulfur cluster assembly; mitochondrial respiratory chain complex I assembly
Cellular component (GO): mitochondrion
Molecular function (GO): ATP binding; 4 iron, 4 sulfur cluster binding; ATP-dependent FeS chaperone activity
Source: RefSeq, a predicted model, not a curated record
UAGCAAAUCAAAUCAACUCUAGAAUCGGUUUACUUUCGAAUUGUCAAUUUACGGUUCAAAUAUAUAUAUUAUUCAACGAGCAUUGCACAUGCAUUCGCGGUAAACCAAAAUCUGAGCGAUAUUAUUGAUCGAACGGGACCUUGUGUUUAUCAAAUUAAAAUUUUCAUUUGAAAAAGAUUUUUAUAUUGAAUAACAACUUUCUUCAGACCGCUUCAUCUGUCAUUAUUUGUCAAAACUAGUUUAACCUAACAUUUUUAAACAAAAUUGUAGAUAAUGUAAACAAUGAGAUUUAUUUUACGAACAUUCAGCUCGAGAUGGAGCAGUGCCAGUUACAGCACGAACCCAACUCAACGGCAAACCGAAAUGAUGGCUCGAGGUUUACCGAAACAAAUGCAUUUAGAUGGUGUAAAGGAUAUUGUGGUGGUUGCAUCUGGAAAAGGUGGCGUUGGAAAAAGUACAACGUCAGUAAAUCUGGCAGUAAUGUUGGCUCAAAUGGGGAAACGUGUUGGACUACUUGACGGUGAUGUAUUUGGUCCAUCGAUACCGCUAAUGAUGAACUUGAACGAUACUCCACUUGUCGAUGAAAAUAAUUUAAUGAUUCCUCUACAAAAUUAUGGCGUCAAGUGUAUUUCGAUGGGUUUCUUAAUCGAUCCAAAUAAACCUAUAAUUUGGAGAGGACCAUUGGUAAUGUCAGCAUUGCAACGGCUUUUAAGAGGUGUUUCAUGGAAGCCGCUAGAUAUUUUGAUUAUCGAUACUCCACCUGGGACGGGCGAUAUACACUUAUCAAUUGCACAAAAUGUACCAGUUUCUGGUACAAUACUAGUUAGUACACCGCAAACGGCAGCUUUGAAUGUUACAAAACGCGGAGCCGAAAUGUAUCAAACACUGAAAGUUCCGCUAAUUGGACUGGUUGAGAAUAUGAGUCAUGUAAUCUGUACGAAUUGCAAAGAAAAACUACAAAUAUACCCAAAGAAUACGGCAGAAUUGGCAAACGAUCUUGGUGUCGAUAUUCUGGCUUCAUUGCCAAUGGAUUCACAAGUGUCGCAUUGUGCAGACUCGGGCGUUCCUAUUGUUGUAAAAUCAACAAAUUCUACACAUCAUAAGUGCUAUGAAAAUAUUGCGAACAAAUUACUGGAUUUUCUGGAUAAACACCAAUAAAAUUUUAACAUUCAUUUAUGAACAAAAUUUUGUAUCAAACUUGACAAUGAUAUGAUCAAAUAGAUAUGAUCUGAUAUGAUUUGAUAGAUAUGAUUUGAUAUGAUCAAAUAGAAUACAGAUUUCAGUGAAAUCAUUUCACAAUCAAUAAAACACUUAUUUAAUCAUGUAA